AUGAAAUUUAAAAUUCAAACACAAGAGACACUUUCUACAGCAAUUAAAAUAAAACGCCUUAAACAAAAGCUCAAGCGUGAUGAUUGCAAGAAGGAUUUAAAAACAAAGGAAAACGGGUUUAGAUUAAUUAAUAAAACACCAGAAUCAUUUAAAACUGAGCUUGAAAUCAAACACAUUAACUGCCAGCUUAAAAAUCACCAACUUAAAUUUAGGCCCGAAAUAAAAUCUUCAAUUUCAUUACCUAAUAAACUCCGACGAAAGACAAAAAAUAAAUCUUUGCCAAGCUUCCUAAACCAACCUACCAUUGUACCUCAAAUUGUUGAGGAGACUAAAGCAAAUUCUUAUACACAAACCGCUGGUAAAAAUUAUCCUAAUGCAUCAUUACAUUCAAAUCGUGAUGUUAAUGCUAGCAUAUCAGAUUUAUUAUAUUUCCCAGAUAUUUCUCGAUUUAGUUUGAAUUAA
Messenger RNA from Cetraspora pellucida, 462 nucleotides. NCBI's taxonomy places the organism in Eukaryota, Fungi, Glomeromycota, Glomeromycetes, Diversisporales, Gigasporaceae. The record is from the annotation of a GenBank genome assembly.